AUGAACUUCUUCAAGAUUUUAUUAAUAUGCACAGUGUUUUCACACAUUGCAGCAGAUAUUCAGAUGUUAAUUAACCCAGUGAAUUUGCCUGAAAACACACUUCCGGGGACACAACUAAGUCGAGCUUAUGAUAAGGAUGUAGCCGGCAAAGCAAAUGUCUACCACUUCCUGAAUAAAACAAAGGAUUUUAACAUCGAUGCAAAUUCUGGUGUAAUCACAUCUACCAAAAUUUUCAAUUAUGAAACUGAUCCCAGAAGAUUUCUACUGAUAGUUGAUACUGGAGGGCUCUUGAGACAUGUUUUGACCAUUAAUAUCAUCGAUGUUGCGGAACCUCCAGACUGUACUGCUGAUCUCCAAUUUUCUUCAGGCACAGCUACUUUGGAAAUUGAUGAGGACUAUCCAUUAUUGCAGUCCCUUUACAGAAUGACAGCCACAGAUGAGGACACUUCAAAUGGUGACAGACUGGUGUAUUCCAUUGAGACACAGUUAUCUGGACCAAGGAAAGGGGCAAAUUCUUUUGGAGUGGAUUUGAUAAGUGGCAUUGUUAGCUUGAGUGGCAAAGAUCUCUUGGACUUUGAUGCUGGAUAUCAUGUUUUCCAGCUUGCAUUGAGAGCAACAGAUAAAACAGGUCUGUUCUGUCAAGGGACACUAAUUAUCAAAAUCAGGAACAUAAAUGAUGAGAAACCUCAAUUUGAGCCAUUUCCUCUGAAUUCUAUUAAUGUGACUGAAAAUAAACCUGUUGGAGAAAUUGUAGCAAGAGUAAAAGCAACAGAUAGAGAUGAAGAUAGCAACAUCAGUUAUUCCUUUAAAACUCAGCAGGAAAAGUUUGGUCUGGACCCUUUCACAGGUAUAAUCACCAUUCUUCAGCCUUUGAAUCUUGACAACCCAAAUAACCCAAAAAUCUACUCUUUGGAAAUUGAGGCCAGAGAUAAUGGAAAUAAUACCAGUACCUAUAUGUUUACAGUUUUUGUGGAGAAUAUAGAUGAUCCUAUUGUCUGUGACUCAAGUUUUUCAACAGGAGCAGGUGUUUCUGUAUCUGUUCCUGAAAAUGUUCCUGCAUCUGCUUUUAUAUAUAAGAUUCUUGCAAGAGAUCCAGAUCCAGAGCAAAAAGUUGAACAAUUCCAGAUAGUGGUUGCUGUGAGAAACAGAGAGAACCUGUCUCUGGAGUCUUGUGUUGGCACCAUCACUAUAAAUAUCAAGAAUGUUAAUGAUGAGCGUCCUGUUCUUACAUACAUACCAGAUGCACCUAUAAAUAUUUAUGAAAAUCUGCCUGUUGGAACAAAGCUAGUCAAGUUGACAGCAACUGAUAGAGAUAUAGGAGACUCAGUACAUUAUGAAUUUAUAGGUACACAAAAAGAAUUUUCAAUAAAUGAAGACUCAGGAGAGGUCAUGACUGCCUAUCCUUUGGAUUAUGAAGAUGCAGCCACCCCACAUUCUUGGAUAUUAUAUUUUAGAGUUUAUGACAAUGGACGAGUGCAUUCCACAACUGGAACACUCACAGUGAUUCUACAAGAUGUCAAUGACAAUCCACCUCAUUGCCCUCGAGAUAUUUACGCAAUUGAACUUCCUGAAAAUAUUCCAGUUGAAACUCUUGUAGUCUGUCUAAUUUGUACAGAUAAGGAUGGAACUGUUCCUAAUAACAAUAUCACUUAUAAUUUGAUCAAGGAUACUUUUUCAAAUGAAACCUUUACUCUCACAAACAAUGAACUGAGAGUUGGACCUACACAUCUAGAUUAUGAUAAUGCUGUUUUUGCAGGAAUGCACUUCAAAUAUACAUUGUUUGUGAAAGUUUCAGAUGAAGGACGUCCUGUGCUAUCAACAAUGAUUACAAUCAUCAUAAGGGUGAGUCGCAUAAAUGAACUGAAUCCAAUUGGAACUACGUCAGCAUUUACCUUCAGUGUAUUUGAAAAUAGCCCAGCUGAUACACUAGUUGGAAGAAUUACAUUUACUGAUGCAGACUGGCCAUUCAAUAAUAUAAAAUAUACUAUUAUUGGAGGCAAUUUGGGAUCACCUCAUAAAUUUUACAUUGAACCAGAUACAGGAAUGAUAAAGCUAUUGGAAUCAUUGGACAGGGAAACUGAAUCACAGUACAAAAUAGCUGUGAGGAUAACUGAUUUUGACAACGAUGCAGUCCCUGACCCCCUCAGACAGAGAAGUGGUACUGCUCAGGUGACUGUCAAUGUUCUGAAUAUGAAUGAUGAGCCUCCGAUAUGUAACCCACCACAUCUGGAAACUCAGAUUAAUUCUACAAUUAAGAUUCCUUUUAUUCAGCUCAACUGUUCAGACAAAGAUUCUCCACAGGAAGAGCUGAGCUAUUCAAUUGUUAGAGGAAAUACAAAUAAUCAAUUCACACUUUGGAGACAAGGUGUUGAUCCUCCUUCUCUGGCCACCACUCAGAAUUUCCACUAUGAUGUGUAUCAAGGGACUCAGGAUCCUAUGACUUUCCAGCUACUUAUUGAAGUUACUGAUGAAUUAGGUGGGAAAAAAGCUAGUCAGCUGUCAGCCACUACAACAGUCAUCAUUCAUGUGUUUCCUUGGACCACACUGCAGCCAACUUUUUCCACAAAAACAACUACAGCUACAAUUACCACUUCUGUCUUAAUAAAGAUUUCAUAUUAUUGGAGCCCUGAUAACUGGAUUCCUGCAGUGCUAACUAUAACAGGAGUUCUUUUCAUGAUGUGUCUCUAUGCUGUUGCAUGGUGCCUCUUCAAAGAGUAA
Molecule: messenger RNA, 2718 nt
Organism: Manis javanica (Malayan pangolin)
Lineage: Eukaryota; Metazoa; Chordata; Mammalia; Pholidota; Manidae
Product: cadherin-related family member 4-like
Biological process (GO): homophilic cell-cell adhesion
Cellular component (GO): plasma membrane
Molecular function (GO): calcium ion binding
Source: RefSeq, a predicted model, not a curated record